Hydatigera taeniaeformis is the source of this 1092-nucleotide messenger RNA. The record is from the annotation of a GenBank genome assembly. Lineage: Eukaryota; Metazoa; Platyhelminthes; Cestoda; Cyclophyllidea; Taeniidae.
AUGAGUGCUGUCGGUUGCUUCUGCGACUACGAAUGCCACGCCUCAAAUGACUGUUGUGCAGCUGUGAACAACUCCCUAUCUCCACUUUCUUUCGAAGAGAAUGCUGUUCCAUCUGCGUGUCUGAGUGUUGAAAAUGUAUUUCUAGACGACAUAAUACUUCCAAGAGGCAAUUAUGUCAGUGCAUUCACCCAUUGUCCGUCUGAAAAGACAAUUGAUGAAGAAGUGAAGUUAGGCUGCGAGGAGGCUAAUCUGAUGCUGCUUGCCAGUCGGGAGGAGAACCCAUUGCAGUGGCUGCGGGCACACGCGCGUUCAAUAGUUCCCGUAGUGGGUUUUCGCGAUAGGCGACUUUAUGGCAAUAUUUUUUGUGCCAUUUGCAAUGGACAGUUCCAGGACCAAGUUUAUUUCUCACCUAUUCACUUGGGUUGCAGAAAAGAAGGCAAUAUAACGGAAUGCCUUGUUAGUGUAAAACUUCCAGCUAGUUUUAGUCGACCAUGCACUCCUCUGGGUCCAAGAGCCUUUAUGCCAAGAGGUAUGUUCCUCAGUAUGGACGAUCUCUUCAUCAUACCCGAGGAGUACCUCAACAACCAAUACAUCGAUCUGCCUCUCAAUUUCGAAAAAAAUGAAAAUAUCAACAAUAACGACACCAAAACAAUGGAUUCUAAUGCAUCGUCAAAUGUGGUAUACGAUCGAGACAAUAGUGACGAAGCUUACGUUUGGGUCCAACUAGCACUACUUAUCUUCUCAGUUGUUGGACUAACUUUGAUGCUCGUGGUUUACGGUGUAAAUGCGAACUUGAGACGAUCAUUGGCUGGCAUCCUAACAAUGGGACUCGGAGUGGCGCUACUGCUGAUGGAGGUGACAUUUUUGAUCGUCGCAUUUGCCGUUCCUGAGGUAAAGAAUCGUGGAUUUUGUGUCUGCAUGGUGGCUCUGCUCUUGUACUCUCUCCUCUGCAGUUUCACGUGGAUGACACUCUUUGCUACGCAGCUUCUCGUUACUUUCGGAAAUUGUAGAAACUGCAUUUUGUUCUGUUGGAAGUUCCUUACUUGCAAAUGGAGCGCAAAAACGGUAAGGAAUUGCGAAAUGCCCAGUUAA